Messenger RNA from Nematolebias whitei (Rio pearlfish), 2332 nucleotides. Its product is annotated as interphotoreceptor matrix proteoglycan 2. NCBI's taxonomy places the organism in Eukaryota, Metazoa, Chordata, Actinopteri, Cyprinodontiformes, Rivulidae. The record is from RefSeq and is a predicted model, not a curated record. Gene Ontology annotation, molecular function: hyaluronic acid binding; heparin binding. Gene Ontology annotation, biological process: visual perception.
AUGUCCUGGAGGCGUGUGGAGCUGUGGGUGCUGUGGGCGCUGCUGCUGCCAGGCUUCCUCUUCACAGAAACAGAUUCUACUCAUGACAUGAUGGUGGGUUCUGAUCGGACCGCAGGACCUUUGGAUUUAGACCAUGUGUGGUUCAGACAACACUCGGUUCUGACCCGGAGGAAGAGGAGCGUCCUGUUCCCCAGCGGAGUGGCGCUCUGCUCUCAGGAGACGAUGGACCAGGCUGUGGAGAACCACCUGAACUUCUUCCACCUCAGAGUGUGUCAGGAGACUGUGUGGGAGGCCUUCAAGAUCUUCUGGGACCGUCUACCAGAGCGGGACCAGUACCAGAGCCUGGUGAAUCGCUGUAUCAAUGGAUCUGUCAGCAUCAAAGACAUCGGCAGCUUUUUCAGCCAAUCAGAGGAACACAGAAGCCUCAUCAGAAGUAGAGUUGCCUUGGCUGCUGAGAGGAACAGGUCUGAAGAAAAACCUGCCCAAACCAGAGACUCUUUGAUGGACUCUCUGCCUGAAGACCUCACUGGAACAAAAACCAUCAACAUUAUUAACGAGAUGCUUCCUCCUGGUUUUGGAUUGAUGCCUGAAGAUUCACUUCAGGAGACAGCUACAACAUCUUCAAUUAAGAUUCCUGUGGAUUUAACCUCUGACCUCUCUGCUGACGCCAUGCCAGAAGACUCUAAUGAUAUCCAGGAAAAUCGAGGCAAAGUUACUUCACAAGAUCUAGCUGAGGUCACCAGUAAAACUGAGGUUUUAAAUGUUAGAGUCAUUGCUGAGGAGACUAUAGAGACAACCUCGACGGUUGUUCUUGUUGAUGGAAUGAAUCAGGAGACCAGUAGAGACAAAAUGGUUCCAGACAAAACAAAGGAAAAAGUUGUUGUGGAAAUUAUUCCCAAAGAUUUAAAAGACAUUGGAGUGGUUAGCCCAGAAGAUGAGGAGCCAUCAUCAGAGGUUGUAGCUCCAGAAGGCCCCAUAGAAGCUACUGUUGUGAUUCAUCAAGAACCCACCUUAAUACCUUAUAUUGAAACAUUAACUUUGCUGGAAUCAAAAUAUGAGGAACCUCUAGAGGUAACCUCAUACAUUCCUGCAGAAGUUGUGUUAGAACAUUCUCCUGACACAACUACCAAGGGUCUUUUGAUGUCAGAAGGUGAAGAAGACCUUGACAAUUCUUUAGAAACCAUCCUUGUUACUUCAACUGUGAGGGAUUUAGAGGCCACCACUGAUAUACAAGAAUCCACUGGUGUAACGUUCCCUCACACACUUGAAACACCAUUUAUCCCAGAAUCUGAAGGUGUCAAUGUAACAUUACAGAUCAAAGCACCUUCGGAGGCAGCAGUAGAGGGUAACCAAGGUGGCACCAAGGUUGACACAGCUACAGUAUCGACUGUGUCCCUGAUAACACAUUCAGAACAAGAGGCUAAAAUUACUUUCAAUGAAAUUUCAAAACAAGAACUGGAAAUAGACGUUCCUUCUAAUGCCUCUAUUCUGACAGCUAUGGAAAGUCCAUCACUAAUGACUGAUGUUACUUCCAAACCUUUUUUGGUUUUGCAAGAUGACAAAGAUGAUGUAACUGAAGAUAAGCCAACAACAGCAACAAUUCAGAUUAAAGAAAUGGGAAAGCCGGGAGAGGAGGGAACAGUUCAGGUUGAACAGGAUGAAGUUUUUCUAAUUAUUAAAGAUAAAACAACUGAGGUGCAACCAGAAGAAAAAAAUCAUACACAAGAUAAAACUGUUGAAGCUACAGAAACUACAGACAAGCCAGUUAAAGAAGUAGAUACACAUGAAACACCAACAGACCCCAAUGAGCAAGAAGAAAACAUAAUUAAGGAAUCAGAACUCGAGGAACAGGCAGCAAAACUUACUGCAGCUGAUACAAAAGAACUAGAACCUGUAGAAAUGGCAACAAAAGUGACAGAACUUCCAGUAAAACUACCACCAGAAGCAGAACCUGUUGAAGGUAUGAUAGAAGAGCCCAAACACAUUGAGGAACCAGCGCAGGAAAUGGAACCUGAUGAACAAUCUAUUGAAAUAACAAAGCCCUCAAGAGAAUCCACAGCAGAUAGGGCUCUCAAAGAAGAAAUUAAAGAAAAGUUAUCAGAACCAACAAAAGAAGCAGAAAUUACAGAAGAAGAACCAAUAUCCCCUGUAGAAUCAUCACAAAAACCCAUAGGGAAACCAGCCCAAGAAACAGAACCUAUUAAAGAAUCAAAACAAGAAACAGAACCAACUAUAAGAUCUACUCAAGAAGUAGAAGCCGCAAAAGAAUCAACACAAGAAAAACAACCAAUUAUUAAACCAACACAAGAAGCAGAAAGUACUAAAGAAUCAA